AUCGCAGUUCUGGAAGCCCGAUUUCAAGAGGCACGGGAGAUGACGGAACAGAUGAGAAACGAGCGUGAUUCCGCGCGACUUGAGAUUGCGGGAGCCACGUCGCGCGCAGCUGAGGUUGUGGAAAUCAUGCGUGACGAAAUCCGCAGCGUGAUCAGUCCGCUUGGGACCGGGAGCGGGAUCGGUUUGUGGAAGAGAUUCAGGAGCUGAAGCUCGAAGUUGCCCGCGCGAAAGUUGCGGCUGCUGCAACUAGCGAAGACACCGAAAUGAAGACUUGGCUGACAAAGCUGGAAGCCGACAACCGGAAAUUACGGGAGGAAGUUGCAGAGGUCAAAGCCCUGCGUCGUGAACGCCGUGAAUCCGAUUUUGAGGCGGCUCGCAUCAGAAACCAACUCAACCGAUUGGAGGAGCAGAAUGCCAGUCUCGCCGCUGAGACAGCUCAGAAGCACGCCGAAUGGGAACAGGAAAGAGGCAGAUUGCAGCGAGAAGCCGAACGGCACCAGGCCGCUCAAGAUGAAAACGAGGCUCCAAAACGGGCAGAAGCAUUGGUCGCUACUCGGCAAGCGAAGCGCGGCAAUCGUAAACAGCCUGCUUCUCCCGAGGAAGUCGAGAAUACUGCUGUCACGUCCACCGUUAACGGAAUCGAGCCGGUGCUACAAAAGACCCAUGUUGCACCCAAGGCUACGCGUAAGCCAAGGAAAGCGAACGCCAAACUUCCGGACGCGGAGAACUCUACCGGAACUGCUGCCCAACAGCCAACGAACAACGACACAGAAUCUCCUUCGCAACAGCCAAAAUCCGCAAGCGCUGCUGAGCCGCAUGAGCUUCCAGAAACGCGAACGAACGGCAGGCCACGCCGAGCUGCGCAAAGGACCGAAUGGUGGAAAAUCAAUGGUACCGGACUGCCAGCCGCAGCUUCUACGGAGGAGGAUGCAAUGGACGACGAAAGUGAGAAUGAGCCACAUGGUGGAAAGCAAAGGACAACCACAUCAAGGAAAGCCAAGCAUGUUCGAGAGCCGCCAGAAGAGCCGAUGCCCGCUGAAAAUCGCGAGAAUGUCCUUCCAGAACGGGGGGCGGAGAAGGAAGUCCCAGGACAGGCACCGAGGAAGCGGAAACGAAAGGCCAUCGAAGAUGAGGAUGUUGCGCAAGAACCGGACGAGCGCGAUGUCCCUGCCCCGAACAAACUUACCAAACCAACCGCGAAGAGCAAAAAGUCAGAAGACCAGGCGACUGCCUCAGAGCAGGAUUUUUCCAACAAUGUGGGACAGGAGUCCACGGAGACCCAAGUAGAAGUAAGCGAAGCUACAUCGAGCAAGCAAGGCACAAAGACAACAAAGGGCGCGAGAAAGGCAACGGCAAAGGAGAUACCGAUUGCAGUGCAACCCACAGGGCCAAUAUCCGUGGAGGACAUUCUUGGUUUGGGAACAACCUCAUGCAAGGAGGACCCGAAGAGCAAAUCGAAAACCGCAAGGGCGAAGAAGCCAACAAAGAACGGCACGAGCGUGGUGGCAGAAUCCGCGGAAUCCGAAGGUCCGGUUUUACCAACCCUACCAAACGGCAACGAGACCUCAGAGCCAGCAGCAGAGGGCGAUGAAGUGACAGGUAAACCCACCAAGAAGCGAAAGCUGAACCUUGCGAAGAAAGCAAAGGACGAAGAAGAUACAGAAAAUGAGAACCCCGCAAAGGCGAAGAUGCAAAAGAGCGUAUCGAACAAAGAAGCAGCUGUGACGGUACCAGAAUCAACCGUCCCUGCCCCAGUCGCCGCCGCUGCGGAGCCUAGCUCGCAGACAGCCGCCUCUUCAUCAACGUCAUUGAGCACCUCUAUGACCGGAGCACCAACGUCAUCAACGGCUGCCCUCGGCUUUGGAAGCCGCAGUCUACCGAACAUCAACAACAGCGGUCGAAUGGAGUUCAGAAAACGGCCAGGACUGGACCCUGACCGUAUGAAGGCCAUCCUGUCAGGAUAUGGAUUACAAUGGAGUGAUAGAUCAGAAAUGCGAUGAUCUUCACCCGGUCUUUGAAUCAUUCACAUGGUAACAGAUCGAUACUAGUAGAUGCCCAGUGCCCGUCUUCGGUGUGCUUUUUGGCUGCUUUGGGAUUGUGUUUGCUCAAGGGGUUAGGAGGCAACGAUUCAUGUAGAUUAAUGUGAUUGUGUUUUGUAAACAUACGACGUACACCAAACGGGCCCGUGAUGCAUCGGAUCGCUGCUGCU
This is a messenger RNA of Fimicolochytrium jonesii, 2209 nucleotides long. RefSeq lists its product as uncharacterized. The transcript has 5 exons. The record is from RefSeq and is a predicted model, not a curated record. Lineage: Eukaryota; Fungi; Chytridiomycota; Chytridiomycetes; Spizellomycetales; Powellomycetaceae. Bases 264 to 2000 code for a protein of 578 amino acids.